Molecule: messenger RNA, 994 nt
Organism: Anastrepha ludens (Mexican fruit fly)
Lineage: Eukaryota; Metazoa; Arthropoda; Insecta; Diptera; Tephritidae
Exons: 3
Coding region: 50-745 (231 amino acids)
Biological process (GO): proteolysis
Molecular function (GO): dipeptidyl-peptidase activity; serine-type exopeptidase activity
Source: RefSeq, a predicted model, not a curated record
AAUUCCAAACAUUUGCGCCUCGCUCACUAAACCGUCUGACAAGGACGACAUGGCAGCCUUCAUUGAAUUUUUCAUGCAUAUAUUCUGGCCCGAGGCGUUAGAGCGCAUACAUUCCGAUGACUGGUGCAACGAUUUGUCUUAUGAAGGCAUGAAAUCCAUCUUCACCGAUAUAACCGACCGGCUAAGCGGUACACGUCAAUGGUUUUAUCAGAGUUGCCGCGAGUUCGGCUGGUUCGCCACCACCGCCGCCAGAAACAGCAACGAUGAUAGCAGCCACAACAUUCGCCUACAGGUCGCCGGACAAGCAAAGCUACUACGCCGCCAUGAACAGCCGUCCCCACUGGCGCACUCAUUUGGCCGUCAAGUGCCACUCAAUUAUUUUCAACAGCUAUGUCGCGAUGUAUUUGGCCCACUCGCCGCCAAUAGGGCAGCGUAUAGUGGUGACGACAUUUUUACUAGCGUUCAACAAACAAACAGCCAUUUUGGUGGCUUAACUGCUGCCACGACGCUACAACAGCGCGUCAUCUUUACUCACGGCCAACUAGACCCCUGGCGCGCGGUUGGACUGCAGCAGGGUAAAAAUGUUAUUAACAUAGCAGACUACUCUCACACUGCUGAUUUGGAUUCCAUAAACUUCUCCGAUUCGGUGGAAAUGAAUGUUGCCAAACUGAAAGUAGCUGCCUUUUUGCGACGCGCCUUAAAGAAAACGACAACAACAACAGCGAGAGCCAAAAAUUUGUAUUAAUAAAGUUAGUGACAACCGUUAAGAAGAUUCUGGGGACAGUCACAGUUGGGUCACGAUUUGAAUUGAUUUAAUCAUGAAACUAAUUAUAAUUAAGUGCUAUUUUUCUUUGAAAACCUAGAAAAGAAAUAUAGUAUUAAUAUGUAUACUAGGGUGACCCAACUUGAAGAGUCCUAAAAUUUUUUAAUUUUAUGGUUUUUCAUGGCACCGUUUUAAUAGUUUCGUUCUUACUCUUUAUUAAUAUCUUUUCUC